AGUCGCAAGCUCUUUUUCCAGAAUGAAUCCCUUCUAUUCUGGUUUUACUCCUCAGUAUCCUUAUUCUCCUCUAAACAACUAUGCAUGGAACAUUCAUCGACAACCCACGAUUGAGAGAUAUCGAAAUCAAAUUAACUAUGGCCGGCAAAAUAUGCUUCAUGGAGGUUUAAAUCACAGCCAUUUUAAUUUCGGUGAUCCAACCCCUCCGUAUGGUUUGGGUUUUCCAAAUGAUGGUGUUCCUGCUGCUAACUUCUUACUGCACCAAACUAUUAGACAAAGUAAUCCUUUUGUGCCCCCAAGCUUCCAAGAUGAUGACGUCAGAGCUGCUAGCUUCUUACAGCACCAAACUGGUAGACCGAUUAAUCGCUUUGCAACCUCACCAGCACGGCCCACUAAUCGUGUUGUUGCAAGCUCACGAGUACGGCCAACUAAUCCCAUUGUAGCUCCCCGAGCAAGACCAUUCUGGUGUAAAAUUUGUGGGGUUUGGUUGAGUAGUUCCAAAAACAUAGAAGAACAUAACAAAGGAAGGAACCAUCAGAAUAUGUUGAGAGGACAUAAGCAUAAGUUGAAAAGACAUGAGAAGUCCGAGGAACUUAGAGGUAUAAGAAGACGAGAGAGGGAGCAGGUGCCAAAUACCCUUGGGAAUACAGUAGAUCGGUCUAAGACAGUUCAGAAAUCCGAGAGAAGAAUUUCUGUUGAAAGGCAGCACAAAGCAAAAUUCAUGGUGGAGACUUCUAUUGUUCCAUCUGAAAAUGCUGAAGGGGAAUGUAAGGAUAAAUCUGUAACCAGGGUUAAUGACUCCAAGAGGAAAAUCGGAGGAGCUAAUGGAGGCAAUGAUGAGAACAAGAUUAAGAGGAUAAGAAGGACGAUAGAGGGAUCAAAACGUGAAGAGGAAUUGAGGGAUAACUCUGUUGUUGCAGAGGGCUGUGAUUCAAAGCCAAAAUCUGAAGGAGAAGUGAGGCACAACUCUGUUGCAGAGGGAUGUGAUUCAAAGCCAAAACCUGAAGGAGAAGUGAGGCACAACUCUGUUGUAGAGGGUCAUGAUUCCAAGCUGAAGAUUGGGGGAACUAGUGGAGGUAAUGGCAAGAAAAUUAAGCUGAGAAGAAGGGUCAUCAAAUCAUCAAAAUCUUACACCAAAGCUCCAUCAAAUUGUGCAAAUGCAGAGUCUACCCCUCAAGUACCUACAGGGACACCACCAGAGCAGCCUAUGCCACUGCAGGUACUCUUACCAGUACCAGCAGUGGGAUCAAAUUCUGAACCACAAAUUCAACCUCUUGUACCAGCUAAUUCGGAGGCCAAUGUAAAUGACAAGAGUCCCAUUCUUACGGAUGAAACAAAUGUUCAAUUGCCAUCAUCAAUGUCAAUGGAGUUCAAUGCUCCUGUAAAUUCUAGCGUUAACAAUGAAAUUUUAGAUAGAAGUUGCAAAGUUGAAGAAAAGAUGGAAGUACUUGACAUCAUUCCUCUGUCAAUUUAUGUGGAGUCUACAGUCCAAGUACCUUCAGCAUUACCACCACAGAAGCCUGCACCAUUAUUGGAACUCUCACCAUUACCUCCGGAGGGAUUAAAUUCUGAACCACUAAUUCAACCUUCUGUACAAGUUGAAGCGGAACAGCAAGCAUCCGAAGACAAUGUACAUGAUGAGAAUCAAAAUCCGAAGACAAAUGUUUAUCUUCCAUCAUCAAUCUCAAUGGAAUUUGAUGCUCCUGCAGAUUCUAGUACCAAUACUGAAAUUUCAAAUGAAAAUUUCAUAGCCAAAGAAAAUGUGGAAGUCACCACCAAAUUAAACAUAGCAUCAGUUCAGGAAAAUAUUUGUUUUGUAUGCGGCGAUCGAGGCUUUGAGGAGGCAUUGGUUUAUUGCUACAAGUGUCAAAUAUGGGCACGACAUAGGUAUUGUUUAGACGGACCUGUGAUAUUCACCAAGCAAGUUAUAUGGUUUUGUGAGGAUUGUAAACCAACGGUAGAAGAUACAAUCCAAACCAGUAUGGAAAAAACCAAUUUCACAAAGCAAAUCGUGGAGAAAAACGAAUUUAAGAAAGGGUGUCAACCUGCUCUGAAAACUGUUAAAAACACUCAUGUCGCUGAUCUUAAUCUCGUAGAAUUAAAAGAUCAUGUUAAAGCACAACCUGUUAAUGAUCCAAUUUGGAGAGGAAGUCUUUACGUCCACAACAAAAGUAUCAAUUCCAUCAUCGCUUCCAUCAGUGGACUUUUUGUACAUUUGUCCGAUCUAGCUUGCUCCCUUGUUAGUGAGGAAACAAGACGCUUUCCAGGGAAGCUAUCCCUGGACUUGUUUCAAAGACGUGCAGUGUGGCCAAGUCGAUUCUUGAAAUAUGAGAUAGAUCAAAACAGCAUUGCACUUUAUUUAUUUCCUGAUGAAAGAUGUGAAAGGGACUAUGACAAGUUAGUUGAUGACGUUAUUCACUCUGACCUUGCCAUGAGGACUGUGCUUGAACAUGUAGAGCUCCUAGUUUUUCCUUCCACCGUGCUUCCGAUAGAAUACCGGAGAUUUAAAGCAAAGUACUACUUGUGGGGAGUCUUCAAAGCAAAGAAAACUUAAAUCUAAUACAACAAAGUGAUGUGGUGUGUAUAGAGAUCAGGCGUUAAACACUGGUUCAUAGAGUAGUUGAGAAAGAGUCCUUCUUCUAACACACUUUAGUUUUUUGGCUUAUAAGAUAAUAAGUUAGAAGUUAUAACCAUGAUCUAAUCAUGCAUGUGAUAUAAUCUGUACAGUUAGUCUUCAAGCUUUUUUAAGAACGUAGCAGGUGUAAUAUGUAUGUUUAUUUAUUUAUUCUGUUUAUUUUGAUGUUAGAAAUCUUGUGAAGUUGGCAUUAGUGCUAUUAAAAUAUA
This is a messenger RNA of Arachis stenosperma, 2844 nucleotides long. RefSeq lists its product as uncharacterized. The record is from RefSeq and is a predicted model, not a curated record. Gene Ontology annotation, cellular component: nucleus. NCBI's taxonomy places the organism in Eukaryota, Viridiplantae, Streptophyta, Magnoliopsida, Fabales, Fabaceae. Gene Ontology annotation, molecular function: nucleic acid binding; zinc ion binding. The transcript has 7 exons. The coding region runs from base 23 to 2554 and encodes 843 amino acids.